UUAUGGCAAAUACACUGUCCAUGCGGCAUGGAAAAGCCCAAUUCGGCCUGCUUUCUGCUCCUGCUACAAGCUCUCUAGGUUAUAUUUAGUCCUGGGCAGGCUACCCUGCUACUACAACUAUCAUCAGCACCAAAAGGGAUAUCUGGGGAAACUGUACCUAGCACCGGCACCACAUUUUCCUCACUCUGCAUUUCUGCUCAGUGAUGGGGAAGACCACCAUGUAGAGACGGAGAGGCAGCGGAGGCAACAGCAGAAUAGCAGCAAUGGGAAGCCACACAUGGAGCGGGUCUGGACUGCAGCCGUGGUGAGCCUGAGACCUACAGGACUUGCAACCACCAUCAUUGCCCUUCUCAGGACCUGACCACUGGGGCUGUCCAACGCUCACCUGGAUGCUCCCCACUUGUGUGUCAUCAUCCCCACCUCUCCUUUUUCUCUGCUGCUCUUUCUCCUCUUCUUCUGUUUCUUCUCUUUGAUGGUUUUUGGACUGCCGUUAUCUGACAGUCUCUCCUGAAAUAGAGAAGCUGCUCAUUGAUUGAUCCCCUUGGAUUUUCCCCCCAGUUUUUAAUCCCUCUCUCUGCCUACGUCACUUACAAGUGCCAUCCUUUUUCCGCCUUUUUUUUGGUUGCCUGCUUGAUACCUGUUUUGGAAAUAUUUUGGGAUGAGACUGAGCUCCUCUCUCUGUUGUGCAAGCUUUUUUUUUGAUUGAUCUAUAAGCAAUAACAAACACUUAUCUAACUGACUUGACUAGCUAACAUCAUGGGGGACAUGUCCAACAGCGAUUUUUAUGCCAAGAACCAAAGAAACGAGGGCAACCAUGCGGCAGGCUUCGGCUGCUCGGUCAUGGAGCUGCGCUCGUUGAUGGAGCUGCGUGGCACAGAGGCGGUGGUCAAGCUCCAAGAGGACUACGCGGGCGUAGAGGGACUGUGCAAACGACUGAAAACCUCACCCACAGAAGGUCUCGCAGGUGCCCAGACUGACCUGGACAAGAGGAGAGAAAUAUAUGGUAAAAACCUGAUACCUCCAAAGAAGCCAAAAACCUUCCUGCAGCUGGUAUGGGAGGCCCUGCAGGAUGUCACCCUCAUCAUCCUGGAGAUCGCUGCCCUGAUCUCCCUGGGACUCUCCUUCUACCACCCUCCCGGAGAGAGCGGCGGAGAGUCCUGUGGCGCGGCGUCAGGUGGGGUAGAGGACGAAGGCGAGGCAGAUGCUGGCUGGAUUGAGGGCGCAGCUAUCCUGUUGUCUGUGGUUUGUGUGGUGCUGGUGACGGCCUUCAACGACUGGUCGAAGGAGAAGCAGUUCCGUGGGCUGCAGAGCCGCAUCGAGCAGGAGCAGAAAUUCCAGGUGGUCCGCGGUAGUCAGGUCAUACAGCUGCCUGUGGCGGACAUAGUGGUUGGGGAUAUCGCACAAAUCAAAUACGGUGAUCUGCUUCCUGCUGAUGGAGUGUUGAUCCAGGGCAAUGACCUGAAGAUUGAUGAGUCAUCACUGACUGGAGAGUCCGACCACGUCAAGAAGUGUGCAGACAAGGACCCCAUGCUGUUGUCUGGCACCCAUGUGAUGGAGGGGUCAGGGCGCAUGGUGGUAACUGCUGUCGGGGUCAACUCUCAGACUGGAAUCAUCUUCACCCUGCUGGGGGCUGGCACAGAGGAAGAGGAGAAGAAAGAAAAGAAAGGAGGGGCUGUGGAAGACGGACACCAGAACACAGACUGCUCCCAUCCCCCUAUCCACCCCAUCGCAACUAUAGCCACGGAUGGGGCUGCAGGCAUUAAUGCCCCUGGCAGUGCCAACCUUAUUAAUGGUAAAAUGCAAGAUGGCAAUAUGGAGAGCAACCAGAUUAAAGUUAAGAAGCAGGAUGGAGCAGCUGCCAUGGAGAUGCAGCCUCUAAAGAGUGCUGAAGGUGGAGAGUCUGAUGAGAAAGAGAAGAAGAAAGUGUCCGUUUCAAAGAAAGAGAAGUCUGUGCUCCAAGGAAAGCUCACCAAACUGGCUGUCCAGAUUGGCAAAGCAGGUUUGCUCAUGUCGGCCGUCACAGUCAUCAUCCUGGUCCUGUACUUUGCCAUCGACAACUUUGUGAUGCAGAAGCUCCCUUGGAUGCCAGAGUGCACUCCCAUCUACGUCCAGUACUUUGUCAAGUUCUUCAUCAUCGGUGUGACUGUGUUGGUGGUGGCCGUGCCUGAGGGGCUGCCGCUAGCUGUCACCAUCUCCCUGGCUUACUCUGUUAAGAAAAUGAUGAAAGACAACAACCUGGUGCGUCACCUGGAUGCAUGUGAAACGAUGGGCAAUGCUACAGCCAUCUGCUCUGACAAGACAGGCACACUAACCACCAACCGCAUGACGGCUGUUCAGUGUUAUGUUGGAGAUGUGCACUACAAAGAAAUCCCAGAUCCUGGAGCUCUGCCACCCAAAACGCUGGACUUACUGGUCAAUGCCAUCUCCAUCAACAGCGCCUAUACCACCAAGAUACUGCCCCCGGAUAAGGAAGGCGGUCUGCCGAAGCAGGUAGGCAACAAGACGGAGUGCGGCCUGCUGGGAUUGGUCCUGGACCUGAAGCGGGAUUACCAGCCAGUAAGAAACCAGCUCCCAGAGGAGAAGCUUUACAAAGUGUACACCUUCAACUCUGUCAGGAAGUCCAUGAGCACCGUCGUCAAAUUAUCUGAUGGAACCUUCCGCAUGUACAGCAAGGGAGCCUCUGAGAUCGUCCUCAAAAAAUGUAGCCAUAUCCUGAACGAGGUGGGUGAGUCUAGGGUUUUCCGCCCACGGGACAAGGACGAGAUGGUGAAGAAAGUGAUCGAGCCCAUGGCGUGCGAUGGCCUGAGGACCAUCUGUGUGGCGUAUCGUGACUUCUCCGGUCAUCCUGAACCCAACUGGGAAGACGAGAACAACAUCCUCAGUGACCUCACAGCCAUCUGUGUCGUUGGGAUAGAGGACCCCGUCAGGCCAGAGGUGCCUGAUGCUAUCCAGAAGUGCCAGCGUGCAGGCAUCACAGUGCGCAUGGUGACAGGAGACAACAUAAACACAGCCAGGGCCAUCGCCAUCAAGUGCGGCAUCAUCCACCCAGGAGAGGACUUCCUCUGCAUCGACGGCAAAGAAUUCAACAGGAGGAUCCGCAAUGAGAAAGGAGAGGUGGAGCAGGAGCGUAUUGACAAGGUCUGGCCUAAACUCCGCGUCUUGGCCAGAUCUUCCCCAACCGACAAACACACACUCGUUAAAGGCAUUAUUGACAGCACUAUGGCAGACCAGAGGCAGGUGGUGGCUGUGACAGGAGAUGGGACCAAUGAUGGACCUGCACUUAAGAAAGCUGAUGUCGGCUUCGCCAUGGGUAUUGCUGGUACAGAUGUGGCCAAGGAGGCAUCAGAUAUCAUUCUGACUGAUGAUAACUUCAGCAGCAUCGUUAAGGCCGUAAUGUGGGGCCGCAACGUCUACGACAGCAUCUCCAAGUUUCUUCAGUUUCAGCUUACUGUCAACGUUGUGGCCGUCAUAGUGGCUUUCACAGGCGCUUGCAUCACACAGGACUCUCCCCUGAAGGCCGUGCAGAUGUUGUGGGUGAACCUGAUCAUGGACACUUUUGCAUCUCUGGCCUUGGCGACGGAGCCUCCCACAGAGUCUCUGCUGAAGAGAAAGCCAUACGGACGCAACAAGCCUCUCAUCUCCAGCACUAUGACAAAGAAUAUCCUCGGACAUGGUGUCUAUCAGCUCGUCAUCAUCUUCACGCUGCUCUUUGUUGGUGAGAAGAUAUUUGACAUUGACAGUGGCCGUAACGCUCCCCUCCACUCUCCUCCAUCUGAGCACUACACCAUCAUCUUCAACACCUUCGUCAUGAUGCAGCUCUUCAAUGAGAUAAACGCUCGCAAAAUCCACGGAGAGAGGAACGUCUUCGAUGGUAUCUUCAGGAACCCCAUCUUCUGCACAAUUGUUUUUGGCACCUUUGCUGUGCAGAUUGUGAUUGUGCAGUUUGGAGGGAAGCCAUUCAGCUGUCAACCUCUGGACCUGGAAAAGUGGAUGUGGUGUGUUUUCCUCGGGCUGGGAGAGCUUGUCUGGGGACAGGUGAUAGCCACCAUACCCAAUAGCAGGUUGCGCUUCCUGCGGAGGGCAGGCCAGUUAACUCAGAAAGAUGAGUUACCAGAGGAGGACGUAAAUGAAGACAACGAGGAGAUUGACCACGCGGAGAGGGAGCUGAGGAGAGGGCAGAUCCUCUGGUUCAGAGGACUCAACCGCAUUCAGACUCAGAUCCGCGUUGUGAAUGCAUUCCGUAGCUCCCUCUAUGAAGGCCUGGAAAAACCAGACUCCAGAUCAUCCAUCCAUAACUUCAUGACGCACCCUGAGUUUAGGAUAGAAGACUCCACGCCCAACAUCCCCCUCAUCGACGACACAGACGACGAUUCCGCUCGGAGGAGGAGGAAGUACUCCAGCCAGCCCUCGUCCCCCAACAAGAACAACAACGCCAUCGACAGUGGCAUCAAUCUCACCAUCGACACCAGUAAAUCAGCUGCCUCCUCCAGCCCUGCCAGCCCUCUUCACAGCUUGGAGACCAGCCUCUAACCGUGAUUCUAACCUCAGCUCUAACCUCUUAAUGUCGUUUCCUUGCAGUCUGGAGGCACCUUCUUUGAUUCCUCCAGACCUUUAACUGCAACCUUGUUGCCCCUAAAAAUUUCAGCUCAAUUCUCAUCUUCCAACCAUUUACUACGCAGGACCGGUCCUGUGGCAAAAUCUCCAUCUUUCCUCCCCCUUUACGCUCUUAAAGCGCUCCGCUCCUCCAGAAACGGAGAAAAUCUAACGUAAUACGGCAAGGUGAAAAGAAAAACUUAACAUACAAUCAGAAAAGCGCAACAAAGCCACAAAACCUACACAGCCAUCCUGCUUUUGUGGUUGUAUGUGUACGGUGGCGGCGGCGGCGGCGGUGGUGGUGUGUAUGACUAUAUGCGUGUUAGCAUGUACUGUAUAAGCGUGCCGCUGACUGCACAUAGGUACGAACUGUGUCUUUAGAGGCACCGCGAGGAGGACGAUGAGGAGGGAGACACUGCUGAGGAGUGAAAAUCACACAACAGGACAGACUCUAAACUCCCCUUACACUCCCUCUCCUCAACAAUAACAUUGUCAAUACUGAUAAUAGUUUAAAUUAAAUUGAAAAACAUUGUUAUUAUUAUGAUUCUGAUUCUGAUUAUUAUUGUUAUUAUUAUUGUUGCUCCUGCAUGAAUGUACAUUACCCAAGUUUUAUUUAAAGGGGUUUUAAUUUUAUUGGAGUUCUUUUGUUCGGAUGGGCGAGGCCUCGCGGCGGACUACUAUUUUAAAGACAGCUUCUCUGAGUUCCUGGCCUGCAACGUUCCCUCUUCUGUGUGGCAUGAACAUGUACCCGACUGUAAAAAUUUAUUUCAUCCAUAAACAGAAAUGUGUAACGAGGUGGUAGGGCUCAACUUGCACAGUAGUUUUGCACCUGUCAGAAAAGAGGAACGCAAAAUAAGAAUGACGAUGAUAGCAUUUAUGGGAUAUAUUCUAUAAAUAUAAAUACAUAUAAAUAUAUUUAGAGAGAGUUUAUCUUUGUUUGUUGGCAUGUUGCCUUGUUCCUGCUUCAAUGGCUCAAAAUACUUUGACUUAUUUAUGUCUUAAAGAGAAUGUAAUUUGUUUACAACCUCGUAGAGAUAAACUUCCUGGUUUCUAGAAAGAGAGAGGGGCGAAGCUGAAGCGCAGACGGACCAGAGCUGUGUUGGUGUGUUAUAACUGAAAAACCAUGUGCUGGAAUUUGCCUGCUAUCUUUUCAAAUAUUGUAGAUAUUUUUAGAGGAUUAACAAACAAAAAGAAACCAAAAUAUAAUGGGAAACGUAGUAAAUGUGGAAUCUUAGUAUUACUCUAUAUGAUUGUUGGGAUCAAGUUGGAGUGGCUUGCCUUUUCUAAACGGAGGCCUCCUUUUUGUGACAGAGGGGGAAUAUUUAAUUCUUUUUUUUCACUUAUUCUUCUCUCUCUUUUUUUUAUUGUGUUUUUUCUGUGCUUCAGCGCUGGCCUGGGGUCAGGGCUCGAGUCAAAGGCUGAUAUCAGGACCUUAACAGUGAACUGUCUUCUAGAUAAACAUGCUUGUUCAAAGGACUUGAUGUUUUAAAAAUACGUGUGACCAUCAAAACGGCUGCAAUCGAGUCAUAAUAGAAAUCUGCAGUUAGACUUGGCUUACGUGUGCCGCAUGGAAAUCUUACUUUCUUUUUUUUUUUGUUUGUUUGUUUAUUUUUGUUCAAAA
Messenger RNA from Plectropomus leopardus (leopard coralgrouper), 6214 nucleotides. It is a transcript of the gene atp2b2, whose product is annotated as ATPase plasma membrane Ca2+ transporting 2. Gene Ontology annotation, biological process: regulation of cytosolic calcium ion concentration; calcium ion transmembrane transport. Gene Ontology annotation, molecular function: ATP hydrolysis activity; ATP binding; P-type calcium transporter activity. The record is from RefSeq and is a predicted model, not a curated record. NCBI's taxonomy places the organism in Eukaryota, Metazoa, Chordata, Actinopteri, Perciformes, Serranidae. Gene Ontology annotation, cellular component: postsynaptic density membrane; plasma membrane; intracellular membrane-bounded organelle.